GUAAAAAAAAUAGACCCCUAGUGUCAUCGAUAUCACGUGCAUUGGCUGGCCGAAUGUUGGCUAAUGAAACUUGUCACUAGCUUUACGCGGCAAUGCAACCUAAUCUAACCUUUUCACAGCGGAUAAAAAAAAAUGAUAUGAUGCCUGUAGUAUGUAUGUGGAUCGAGGCCGUUUUUUUUUGAGGUUAUCACGCGCAACGCUUGUCACCUGCAAUAAGCGUUGAAUACCGUCAAGUAUCACGAUGGAAGCGAAACGCCCAAUUUAUAUUUGUUCCCUGAUUUUGAUUUUUUAUCUGUCAACCGUUAUUUGUGAAAUUGAACCGCGUUAUGACGAGAAACUUGAAUUAGCCGCGACAUCGACGAAAUUUCCAGAGUUUGUGUCCGAGAAGCCACAGGAUAGAUUAGGCUUUUUGCAUGCUUUUGUAGCAUCUUUGUCAGUAAUUGUGGUGUCAGAAUUGGGCGACAAGACAUUCUUUAUCGCUGCUAUAAUGGCGAUGAAACAUCCAAGAUUAACUGUAUUUGUUGGAGCGAUAAGUGCUCUUGCACUAAUGACUAUUUUAUCAGUGGUGUUUGGAUAUGCAGCCACGAUAAUUCCCCGUGCAUAUACUUAUUACAUUUCCACUCUUCUAUUUGCUCUAUUCGGAUUAAAAAUGUUACGAGACGGAUAUUACAUGUCACCAACAGAAGCACAGGAAGAGUUGGAAGAAGUUCAGUCUGACCUCAGGAAAAGAGACGACGAGUAUGAAAAGGAGACUGCGAGUACUUUAGUUCAGGAUCCCGAAACCGGAGUAAUACGAAAAACAACUAAAACCAGCGCACUCAUGUUGCUUUCCAGGAUAUUCUUCCAAGCGUUUACCCUUACCUUUCUCGCGGAAUGGGGCGACCGUUCACAAUUAACAACCAUCAUCCUCGCGGCGAGAGAGGAUGUUUAUGGAGUUAUAUUGGGUGGAAUAUUGGGUCAUUCGUUUUGUACCGGCUUAGCAGUAUUGGGAGGACGUAUAAUAGCUCAGAGGAUAUCAGUAAGAACAGUGACCAUUAUUGGUGGAUUGGUAUUCUUACUGUUUGCCCUUACGGCGCUCUUCGUCAAUCCCGUGGAAGACGUUUGAAGAUCUUCCUUAACAUACUCCGAAAAUUUCUACCAGUAUUUACUUUGCGAAUUUUGUAUAUCGUGUAUAUUGCAUAUGAGCAUAUUGUAUAUUUGUGUGUACAGUAUGAUUCUAUACUUUUUACAGAAUCACAAGAUUAACUAAGAAUUGGCCAGUUCUGGCCAAAGAACUGCCUUCUUAAUAUAUGUGGUAUAUAUAUAUAAAUGUUUCUGAAUAUCGACACGAAUAUAUCUUAGUUAACCAAUUAGAUAUUAUAUUAAUGUCUGUGCAAAUGUACAUAAAGUUAUCGAUAAUUAUUGCAAAAAUGAUCAAGAUUCCGCGUCUUUAUAUCAAAAUUAUAAAAAUUUAUUAUUUCAUUAUUGUUAAAAUGUGUUCUAUAUACAGAACAUACAAUAAUUUAAUCAAGUAAAUCAAUUUAAAAAAGUAUUUUGAAUAAUUUUGACAAGUACAACGAUAACUGAUAAUAUCAGUAUGGGGCAUUCAGAACAUGGAAAUCCUUGUAGUACAAUGAUACUUUAAACUUUAAAUUUGCGUAUCUAAUUUAUCGACUUAUACAAAUAUAAAAUGUAUUACACAAUCGUACUUCAUACUAAUAAUUUUAUCGUUUGUAUUUAUAUAUAUAUCAUUUGUAAGAUAUUAAUGAAAAGUUUUUUAUCAUAUAGAUAAAGACAAAGUAAUGUAAUAUAUAGAAAAAAAACACUAAUACUGUAACAAAAUAAUACUGUACAAAAAUAAUGCUAUAAAUAAGACUUGAUGAAACAGAAAGAAUGUAAUAGAAGGGAUGUUCAUCUUUAAAUUAAACAAAUAGAAAAUAUAGAUAGAAUUUAUAAGUUAUCAAUGUACGAUCAAGAGAAAUUAUUUAGAGAAAUCUAUUUUAAUUAUAUAUUGUAAGAGAGAAGCUUAUAAUAUAGUGAAAUAAAUAAAUAUUAUAAAAUAGAGA
Molecule: messenger RNA, 2045 nt
Organism: Cataglyphis hispanica
Lineage: Eukaryota; Metazoa; Arthropoda; Insecta; Hymenoptera; Formicidae
Product: transmembrane protein 165
Exons: 6
Coding region: 242-1105 (287 amino acids)
Biological process (GO): manganese ion transmembrane transport; Golgi calcium ion transport; calcium ion transmembrane transport
Cellular component (GO): Golgi apparatus
Molecular function (GO): calcium ion transmembrane transporter activity; manganese ion transmembrane transporter activity
Source: RefSeq, a predicted model, not a curated record